This is a messenger RNA of Danaus chrysippus (African queen), 3468 nucleotides long. NCBI's taxonomy places the organism in Eukaryota, Metazoa, Arthropoda, Insecta, Lepidoptera, Nymphalidae. The record is from the annotation of a GenBank genome assembly.
AUGGAGCGCCGCCGGCCCGCGCGCCUCGACCUCGCCGACCCCAUGACCAAGAGCGUGCGGCGCCGCGACCGCCCGCGAGAGAGAUGGCUCCUCACUCGCAAGACCUGGAAGUACAUGUCCGACGCCGGCCGCCGGCUCAUCCCGGACGGCGCACAGAACCGCGCGGACGACGUGCCGAGGAUCGAGGCCUACUUCCAGGAGGUGUGUCAGAGGGAGCCGCGGUUUCUGCUCUGGAGGAAGAGCUCCUACCCGGGAGUGCUGCCGAAGCCCCGACGUAAGAAGAGAGCGCGCGGUGGCUCCGUGAGGGCUCGCUCGCCGUCCGAUGACGCCCCGCCUCCACCCACGAGGCCCACCGAUCUCUAUAUUCCUCACACUUCGGGUGGCCGCUUUGAUAUCGCUAAGCUACGGCGAGAUUUUUUCGCAGCGCCUCCCCCUUCUCCGUCCUCCGCUGGAUUUCCUUCAGUCGGUGGUACUUUUAAUACUAAUAAUAGUGCUAUUAAGAAUGGAUGCCCGCAUCCGUCUAUUUCCGAGGAUGAUGAGGGAGUUUUAGUAGAUUUACUACGUAAGUACCUGAAAGUUGAAGAUGCUAGGGAUCCACCUCGUGUGUCAGAGUCUGAGGAACUUAUCCGAGCUCUGCGUGACUACCUCAAGCGUCUGUCGGAACGUGAGCCUACAGAUUCCGAUACGGAUCCCACGCGAAGAAUUCUUCGUGAAAACCUAGGUAGGUACUACCACCGUUCUUCCAAUAGAGACAAUACAGUGCAAGAUUUAUUGAACGAUAAAAAUUUGUUGAAAAACCUGUACCAUGACCUUCGUAAACCGAAGCCUUAUCGUGGUGGCAGGAGUGGCGGUGGUCCGAGUUCGCUCGGGCCUAGUAGUGGGUUUAGUGCAUCUAGUUCACGUAGCGUGUUUUUUGGCCGAAAUUUUGGUGGUUCAAAGUUUAACGAUGAGAACUGUUCAUCACCACCAAUGUCUCCUCCGCCUCUUAUCGAAGUUUGCGGGGAAUCGAUGGAGGAUAAACUCGUCGACGUUGGAACACAAACACUUCCCAUACCUGAGGAGGUAUUACAGGAGCUGGAACGAAAUUAUAGAGAGAAGUUGGAAGCAGCUACGGCCCCGACGAGUCCAACGAGUCCACCUCCCGAGAGAAGACCUCGGCGACGUUCCAGCGUGGACCACGACGACGUCUCGCAAUCAGUCAGCGACACCAUCAAGCGGUACUUGAGGAUGGCGCGCAAAAAGAGCGUGGACGCUGAAAAGACUGAUCGCUUCAAGCGUAUAAACUAUGAUAAGAACUUACGCAACAUAAAACCUCGUCAGCCGGGUGACGUUGACGACGACGGGCCUCACAAGGGCUGUCAAACGGAUGAGGCUUGGAUAUUAACUUAUAGAGACUUACAGUUCGCGUCUGUAGCAUCAACCCCGACCUCUCCACCAUCGCCGUCUCAGUCGCACUCUUUUCUGUCAACCCUGUUGGGUCGGAAUGCAUCAAUGGCUCCUAAUGCAGGUGGCAUGCAAAAGUCUCGGUCUUCGAGCAGCGUGGUGCAGAGCGUCAGUAAGCGGCUCUGGCGCACGAGGAGCCGGUCAUCAAGCCGCGUCGCAGCGUCAUGGACGCCUCAGGGCAGUUGUUGCUGGACAGACGGCGCCGGGCGCUGCGUGAAGCUCACGGAUACCUCACUGCUGUCUCUCACGGAGGUUGAGAGGAGGGCGCUGCAGCAAGCGGCAUUGGCCAGGCUACAGCAGCUCAACCUUGGAACUACUAUUAAGAUACCUGAGGAUAACACGUCAACAGUAGCGACUAAGCCGAAACGUCGCGCCUACCUCCUGAAAAGAAAAGCGCUCACCACUGGCUUCUUCGAUCAGCGACCUAAGGACGCUGAGAAAGAGAAAGAGUCCACUGGCAGUGUUUUCGGCGUGCCGUUGUCUCAAUGUGUGGAAACAGAACGAGCUCUAAGGAGACAGCAUGGAGGUUCCAGGGCCUCGCUGGCUUCCAUUGGAGGCUUGGAGAAAGGAGACGAUAGUGAAUCCUGCGACUCUGGUGAGUGGGGCUGGUCAGGAGUGGACGAGGGUAACGGAGGCCCGAAGGUUCCUGCUUUAGUAUCUUCAUGUUUGUCCCACCUCCGAAGACACGGCCUCGAUACACUCGGUCUGUUCAGAGUGUCCGCCUCUAAGAAGAGAGUUAGACAGCUUCGUGAAGAGUGGGAGCGAGGUCAGGAGGCAGCUUUAGACGCCGCUGUAUGUCCGCACGACGUAGCCACAUUAUUGAAGGAGUUCCUCAGGGAUUUACCAGAUCCAUUGCUGUGCAGGGAUCUUUAUCCCGCAUUUCUACAGACACAAAAGAUCCGUAACCGUCGUCUUCAGUGGGAGGCGCUCCGUCUGAUCGUUCAGCUCCUGCCGGCUGCUCAUCGCGACACUCUCAGCGCCCUGCUGGCGUUCCUCUCACAACUAGCGUCACACGCGGGUGACGAAGACACUCCUGGUAACAAGAUGAACGCCGCUAACUUGGCCACCAUCUUCGCACCAAAUAUACUACAUAAGAACAAACCCAACGAAACCGCUAGUGCGGAGCAGUUAUCAGAGAGAGCUGACGUCAUCAACGUGGUCCGUACUUUGGUUGAGCGACAGAAUGAGUUGUGGUCGCUGCCUGCGGAACUACUACAUGAGGCCUACAUACAUCUCGCACACCACGCACCGGCUGGGCUUGACGCACUGCUGCUUAGGAGGGCCGAAACAGCAGCAGAAAAUGAAAAGGCCAAUGCAGAGGGCGCUAAACGUCUUUGGUCUCGUGAGAGUUUCCUCCACGCGGCCGCUAACACUGUGCCCGCUGUCUCAAGCAGGAGUAGUGUGACGGAGGGCGGGAGGGCGAGAGACUCGGAUGCUUCAUCCGCAUCACUGUCUUCUGCAGUCAUGCUGAUGACCAGGUUACGCAGCAGCGAGGAACGUGCCAGUAGCGGUGUGAUGACUCACAGAGACUCCGCACCGGACUCAAACGACUCGAGCGACUACAACGAGGUGGGCGGAGUGUCUGAAGACGAGCUGGUGAUCACAGCGUCGCUCCACAUCCCCGCUCUCCGCCGUCGCUCGGUUUCCUCUUCUAAGCGGGACUCCGCUGUGGGUUCUUCAUCAUCAGCGGCGUCUCCAUCAUCAUGCUCGCCCCCCUCCUCCCCGCCGCCCCGACCAGCCCGGGACAUAGACCGCCUCGUGGGGCUCUCGCGUGAACGGAACACUUCAGACUCCCGCGCGGCGGUCGUUGGCAGAACUCAUGAAGAAGUGACAGUGUCCAGAAGCACACGCGUGUCACGACAGGAACAUACCGUACGACGAGAAGAAGUCAUAAGAAGAGAAGACCAGAAUACGAGGAGAGAAGACCAGAACACGAGGAAAGAAGACCACAACGCCAGAAGAGAAGGAACGAUGCUUUACAAGAGAGGUGAACUCAUCUCAAGCGCAAGAACGCCGCCCGCAUGA